UCUCCCCCGGCGGCGCUGGGGAGGGGUCUGGGCGCUGCGUGCGGGCGGCGGGAGCGCGGCGGGUCCGGCGGCACCGCACGGAGCGCAGCGCGGGGCUCGGGCAGCCGCGGGGAGCCGCGCCGGCCAUGGCGGUGUCCGCGCCGCCCGUCAUCGCCGCAACUUCCAGCGGCGGCGGCGCGGGGGGCUCGGCGGGUUUGUUCCGGGCGGACCCGCUGUACUCCAGCCCCGCGGAGUCCCCGCGCCUCACCAACAGCCUCGUCAACACUUUCCUCUCGGCCGGCGGCGGCGGGGCCGGCGCGGGCGGCGGCGGCGGCGGCAACGAGUGUAAGAUGGUCGACCUGCACGGGGUGAAGGUGGCCUCGUUCCUCGUGGAGGGGCAGGAGCUGAUCUGCCUGCCGCAGGUCUUUGAUCUCUUCCUCAAGCACCUGGUGGGAGGGCUGCACACGGUCUACACCAAGCUGAAGCGGCUGGAUAUAUCGCCCGUGGUGUGCACGGUGGAGCAGGUCCGCAUCCUGCGCGGGCUGGGGGCCAUCCAGCCCGGCGUCAACCGCUGCAAGCUCAUCACCAGGAAGGACUUCGAAACUUUGUACAACGACUGCACCAACGCGAGCAGCUCCCGCCCGGGCCGACCCCCCAAGCGCUCCCUGGGAGUGGCGAUCCAGGAAAAUGCACGGCUGCUGCCCCACGGAGUCCCAGGCCUCUUAUCACCAGGGCUUAUCUCUCCAACAGGUCUGACAGCAGCUGCCAUGGCAGAGGCCAUGAAGCUACAGAAAAUGAAACUUAUGGCCAUGAACAGCCUUCAUGGAAGUGGGAGUCAGAAUGGAACAGAGUCAGAAAAUGAAGAGCUCAAUUCUAAUGCAGGUGGGAGUGAAUCCUCCUGGGACAAGGAGAAGCUGCAGUCCCCCAUCACGCCGGGAUCCCAGCACAGCAUUGCUCACCCCACGCUGCCGGGGCAGUCGAGCCUGGGGAGCGCGCACCCGCUCAGCCCCCUGCAGCAGAACCACCUGCUCACCAACAGGAUAGACCUGCCCUUCAUGAUGAUGCCACACCCCCUGCUCCCCGUCAGCCUCCCCCCAGCCUCGGUGGCCAUGGCCAUGAACCAGAUGAACCAUCUCAACACCAUCGCCAACAUGGCAGCGGCGGCGCAGAUGCACAGCCCCCUGUCCAGGGCAGGGGCCUCUGUCAUCAAGGAGAGGAUCCAGGACAGCCCGUCGCCGGCGCCGUCGCUGGAGGAGAGCCAGCGCCCCGGCAGCCACGCGUCCUCCCGGCCCAGCAGCAGCGUGUCCAGCUCCCCGUCCCAGCUGGACACCACCCCCGACAGGAUCGCCAUGCUGACCAACAGCAGGGAAGGAGAACUCAUUGACCAAGAAACUGGGACCAGCCUAAAAAAAGUACAAAAGGAGAAAGAAGAGGUGCAAAUUGCCAUUCCAAUAAUGAAACCAGCCUUAGAUAAAGUCCAACUGGCUGGACAGGCCUUGCCUCCUGGAUUCCCGGCGCCGUUUCUCUUCGCUGAUGGUCUUUCAUCAGUAGAAACACUAUUAACCAACAUCCAGGGCCUGCUGAAAGUGGCUGUGGACAAUGCAAGAGUCCAGGAAAAGCAGAUACAGCAGGAAAAGAAAGAGUUAAAGAUGGAGCUUUGUAGAGAGCGAGAGCUACGAGAGAGUUUGGAAAGGCAACUCACAGCUGAGCUGCAGAGCAGAGCCACAAUUCAAAAACGCUUGAAGAAAGAGAAGAAGGCAAAGAGAAAAUUGCAGGAAGCUUUGGAAUUUGAAUCCAAGAGAAGAGAACAAGUGGAACAGGCUCUUAAACAGGCCACAUCAGGUGAAGGUCUCAGGAUGUUAAAUGAUGCUGGAAUCCCAGAUAUGGAAAUAGAACACAAUGGGACCCAACACGACAGUGCAGCCAUGCAAGAAAACAGAACAUACAUCAAACCAACCAUUAUGUACUGAAGGAACCACCUCUUGCUGAGAAAUGUAUAAUGACCACUAUUUGAAGACUAUCUAGUUCCUGAGAAAUGUCCCUUCCAACCUUUGAUGCCUUCAGUACUGUGUGAGGAACAGGAUUUGUAGCAUGAAACUUGAAGGACAAUUUCAAGCAAUUUACUGUUGCUGCAUUGGAAACUGCCGUAUUGAGAAACACUGAGACUUUUUACAAGCUUACCAUACCAAACCAAGCCUGUCACAACAGAUCAUUUUUAGGUCCCUGGAGAUAGAAAGGAGUUUUAGUAUUUUUAAGCACAUACAUUAAUUAUUUCCCCUCCCCACCCCGCCCUAAAAAAGAACUUUUUUUUUUUUUUUUUUUUUUCCUUAGGAGGUGGCUAUUACUGAAUAGCAAUGGCACAAUGAUUUUAAGCCACAAUGGUCCUCACUGGCUGUACAUCAUACAAGUCCAGUUUAUCACUGAAACUGUUCAACAUGGAGCUGUUUCGAUUGUGUUUAUAAAUUAAGCUUUGUUUACUGAAGCAGAUACUCGAUAUAUAUUACGUUUUAAAAAGAAAUGUGUGUACAUUUUUUAAAAGAACGAUGUAAAAAUUGUCCUUUCAUUAGAUGACCGAUUCAAAAGUGUGAGCUAAACCCUAAUAGCUGAUGUAAUAUGAGGAUUAUAAUUGAUGCUUUUUUUUUUUAAUGCUCAGUUCAGCUUGGCUUUUGGUCUUUUAAGAUGGAAAAAUGAAUAUGCAGUAGAGUGUUAGAUAAUGGAAACUUUUAAGUAUGGUUUCUCUGUUGUACCAUAUUAAGUUAAAGUACACAUUCUUUGUUAAAAAUGUUCUUGCUAAAAAUACAGUAUUAAAAAGUUUUUUGUUUGACUUUGGAAAUCUUUUAAGAUUUUUUUUGGACUGUGAAUUCCCAUAGUAACUGUACUAAUGCAAACCAGUAUUUUGCACUAUUAAAAAUACUUGAAGAAAUGACUUAAUAAAGAGGGUGGGUUGGUAUUAAACAUUUUCCUAAUCAUUGUAUGCUCCAGAUUCUGAACUUUGCAAUGAAAGCUUCCCUUCUCACAACAGGGGGCUGAAGGCUGGUUUGAGGCAGGUGGAAUUAAGUGAUCACCUGUUCCAUCUUUAUUUUAAUUCCUGGGUCAGAGGCAGGGUGCUCAUUUCCUUACAGACUCCUGUUUAUGUACACAUGUUUACACACACAUGCCCUGAAUAUAAAUCACUGUCACUUAAAAACAAAAAAGACCUUUAAAUAGAUCCACAGGGAAUAUGUUCCCUGUGAUUAUGUUUUCUUCUGGCUACAUUUAAAUGUAGAGUGUUCACAAUUUCUUUCAUUUUUAGCACUGCAUUUUUUUCUCAUUAGA
Molecule: messenger RNA, 3294 nt
Organism: Oenanthe melanoleuca
Lineage: Eukaryota; Metazoa; Chordata; Aves; Passeriformes; Muscicapidae
Gene: DACH2
Product: dachshund family transcription factor 2
Exons: 12
Coding region: 126-1949 (607 amino acids)
Source: RefSeq, a predicted model, not a curated record